This is a messenger RNA of Truncatella angustata, 1070 nucleotides long. Its product is annotated as putative ubiquitin carboxyl-terminal hydrolase. The coding region runs from base 98 to 835 and encodes 245 amino acids. The transcript has a single exon. NCBI's taxonomy places the organism in Eukaryota, Fungi, Ascomycota, Sordariomycetes, Amphisphaeriales, Sporocadaceae. Gene Ontology annotation, biological process: protein deubiquitination; ubiquitin-dependent protein catabolic process. The record is from RefSeq and is a predicted model, not a curated record. Gene Ontology annotation, molecular function: cysteine-type deubiquitinase activity. Gene Ontology annotation, cellular component: cytoplasm.
CUACCAACAUUUCUGACCUUUCGACGUCCUCCAUCUGUUGAUUCCCCAAAAUGGAACAGAAGACAUGGGUAAUGCUUGGUAAGGGACCUAAGUCCUCAUGGAUCACUUGUCUUUGCGAAAAAACUCAUCGCAAAUGGCAGAGAACAACCCCGAUGUAAUGAACCAAUUGGCAACGAAGUUGGGUCUAUCGUCCGAGCUCCAGUUCUACGACGUCUAUUCCCUAGAUGAACCCGAACUACUCGCAGAUAUCCCCAGACCUGCCUUGGCUCUACUGGUCAUCAUUCCACUUACAUUAGCUUGGGAUCGAAGUCGCAAGGCCGAAGACGCUAACAAAGAACCCUACACUGGCUCCGGCCCUGACGAGCCGGUCAUCUGGUUCAAGCAGACCAUCGGCCACGCCUGCGGCUCGAUCGGUCUGCUCCAUAGCGUGAUCAACGGUCCGGCCGUCGACUUUAUCAAGCGUGAUUCCGAUCUCGCAGUGAUACGAAGCCUCGCCAAACCGCUGGAUAUGACCAAACGCGCCGAAAUGCUGUACAACAGCGAGCCAUUCGAGCUUGCUCACAAGUCGGUCGAGCUGGCCGGCGACAGCGCUGCGGAUCUAACGGGUGAGCGUGAGGGUGGGCAUUUUGUGAGUUUUGUCAAGAGCGGUGGGAAGCUCUGGGAGCUCGAAGGGUCGAGGAUGGGUCCUCUGGAGAGAGGAAGUCUUGCUGACGACGAGGACGUUCUAAGUCCGCGAGCGCUUGACAUGGGCAUCAAGAGGAUUAUCAAGUUAAACGCGGAAGGAGGAGGAGAGGACCUUCUUUUUAGCUGUAUUGCUUUGGCUCGCAGGUCUUAGGCUCGGACUAGGAACCGGCAUACGCAUUACGGAUAUGCUAUGCUGUAUUCGGAGCAUCUAAUAAGAUUCGAGAAGACACUCUCAUUACGUCGUUACUUCUGCCAUAUGCUUUAGUAAUAAUCAGUAUGUAAUGCGCAAGACAGUCAAUCAAAGCCACGAGUACUAGCGAAGCAAUAAGGCAUCUGAAGUUGCGCUCAGCCUGGCCGCGGCAACUACAUUGGCUUAUUGGGACUUA